GGGGGGGAGACGGUUGCUCCUCCCUCCUUGGGCAGGAGGCGGGCCAGGCGAUCCCUGAAGUCGCCUUCUUAUUAGUCGACGUUAGUGUCAUUCCCUGGCGGAGGUUCAGGAGGAAGCGGAAGCGGUGGCAGUCAACGAAGCAACAUGGAGGAAGUGGCGUUGGAGAGCGGGAACCUGGCUGGGGUCCAGCACAUCGUUCUGGUGCUCUCGGGAAAAGGGGGCGUGGGGAAGAGCACCAUCUCAACCGAACUGGCUCUGGCUUUACGUCACGCUGGCAAGAAGGUUGGGAUCCUGGACGUGGACCUCUGUGGCCCCAGCAUCCCCCACAUGCUCCAUGUGCAGGACCGAGACGUUCACCAGUGCGAUGGCGGUUGGGUGCCUGUCUUCGUUGACCAAGACAAAAGCAUCUCCCUCAUGUCCAUCGGCUUCCUCCUGGAGAAGCCGGAUGACGCCGUGGUGUGGAGGGGACCGAAGAAAAAUGCUUUGAUCAAGCAGUUUAUCUCGGACGUGGCCUGGGGAGAACUCGACUUCUUGAUCGUGGACACGCCCCCCGGGACUUCCGACGAGCACAUCUCCACCGUGGAAUCCCUGCGGCCCUAUAAGCCUCUGGGGGCAGUUCUCGUCACAACGCCGCAGGCUGUGUCUGUGGGGGAUGUGCGGCGAGAGUUGACCUUCUGCAAGAAGACAGGAUUGCGGGUCCUUGGGAUUGUGGAAAACAUGAGCGGCUUCGUGUGCCCUCACUGCUCGGAAUGCACAAAUAUCUUUUCCACAGGGGGUGGGCAGGAGCUGGCCAAGCAUGCUGGAGUCCCAUUCCUAGGGUGCGUGCCGCUGGAUCCGCAGCUCAGCCAAAGCCUGGAAGACGGCAGAGACUUCAUCCAGGAGUUUCCCAAGAGCGUGGCCUACCCAGCACUAGCCAGCAUCGCCCAGCACAUCUUGGCUGGCGUGUCCACAUCCAGCUCCUGAGGCCAGGGCAGAGACUUGGGAUCUACAUACACCGACGGCUCCUAGUUGAACAAAGAGGAGUGAGUCCAUCUGGCCUGGAAAAGUGGCGACUCUAAAAAGUGCUCCCCAAGGUGGGAAGUGUUUUUGGAAGGCAACAAACGUGAAGAGACUUGAGUUGGGCAAAGCACAGCCCCAAGUGUCUGAGAGAUACCCAGGCCCGUCCGUGCAAACAAGAGUCACUGGUUGAUAGUCCAGCAUUCCACACUUCCACCACUCUGAGCUCAGCGCAGUGGCGCUCCUGCCCACGUCCAUGUCUGAGAAAGAGGUUGCCUGCAUCCCCAGCAGAGCUAAAUAGUGCCAGCAGGACUGCGUUAUUUGGCACUUCUCGGUUUUCAUCCUCCUUCAGCCCUCUUGCACUGAAGCCUUAGUAAGUCGGUACAGCAUACGCCCCAGCAGGGCACAUCCUCAAGCCUUGAUCCAUCUUUGUCACUUGAACCCAGCAGAAUUAAUCAUGACUCAGGGAUUCUUCGCAACCUUGAAUUCAUUAAACAUUGCUAGUAAGACA
Molecule: messenger RNA, 1507 nt
Organism: Hemicordylus capensis (graceful crag lizard)
Lineage: Eukaryota; Metazoa; Chordata; Lepidosauria; Squamata; Cordylidae
Gene: NUBP2
Product: NUBP iron-sulfur cluster assembly factor 2, cytosolic
Exons: 7
Coding region: 145-963 (272 amino acids)
Biological process (GO): iron-sulfur cluster assembly
Cellular component (GO): cytosol
Molecular function (GO): ATP-dependent FeS chaperone activity; 4 iron, 4 sulfur cluster binding; ATP binding
Source: RefSeq, a predicted model, not a curated record